Molecule: messenger RNA, 321 nt
Organism: Aspergillus oryzae RIB40
Lineage: Eukaryota; Fungi; Ascomycota; Eurotiomycetes; Eurotiales; Aspergillaceae
Product: MARVEL domain-containing protein
Exons: 3
Coding region: 1-321 (106 amino acids)
Biological process (GO): eisosome assembly; protein localization to plasma membrane
Cellular component (GO): plasma membrane; eisosome
Source: RefSeq, a predicted model, not a curated record
AUGGCUAUGAACGCGAUUCAGCUCGGCCUUCGGCUGUGGGAGUUCCUAUGGACCCUGCUGGUCAUGGCCCUCGUUGGUAACAUGAUCGCCGAUUCAUUUAGCGGAAACCCUGCGACCGUCAACUAUGCCAUGUUUGUGUCGGCAUUUUCCAUGUUCUCGCUGUUCUACUUGGUGCCAGCGUCCUUUAAUCUCGACUGGGCGAUCCACCCGAUCAUCAUGAUCGUCUUGGACACUCUCAAUGCGAUUUUCUUCCUUACGGCCGGUAUCGCAUUGGCCGCUAGGCUCGAGGCCCACAGCUGCAGCAACAACCUCGGGAUCUGA